Molecule: messenger RNA, 3801 nt
Organism: Vombatus ursinus (common wombat)
Lineage: Eukaryota; Metazoa; Chordata; Mammalia; Diprotodontia; Vombatidae
Product: ubiquitin carboxyl-terminal hydrolase 19-like
Exons: 24
Biological process (GO): protein deubiquitination
Molecular function (GO): cysteine-type deubiquitinase activity
Source: RefSeq, a predicted model, not a curated record
CCGGAACCGGAACCGACGCCGACGCCGGAACCGGAACCGGGAACGGGUUGCCAAGGGGCCCGGAGAGCCGAGAGCAGGGCUGGCGGCGGCGGCGGCCUCGGUCAUUUGUUCCUCACUGGAGAAUUUGGCCACAGAGAGUCGCCAAGAUAGCUGGGCCAGGAAGAAAACGUCGAACCCCUGACCCAGACUCCAUCACUGACCCCGGUGGAUUCUGGGUGUCAAGCAAGCGGCUCAAGAUGUCCGGAGGGGCUAGUGCUACAGGCCAACGAAGAUGCCCCCAGGGGCUGGAGGAUGCCACCAACAAGAAGAAACAGAAGGAUCGUGUGAACCAGGAGAGCAAGGAUGGGGAGCCCAAAAGAGUGCCUGCUCCAGGGUUGGAAACAUAUACCCUUAGAGAGGAGCAGGAAUUCAAGGAAGCUGAACUGCUACUAGAUUGGAAGCAAAAUGCAGAUGAAGUGAUUGUAAAGCUGCAUGUGGGGUCUGGGCCCUUGCGGAUAGAAGAGAUAGAUGCGGCCUUCACGGAUACAGACUGUGUGGUGCAGUUACCAGAUGGCCGGCAGUGGAGCUGCAUCUUCUAUGAGGAGAUUGAAAGUUCCUGCAGCAAGGUCCAGGCCCGAAAGGGUGGUGUCCUGCAGUUACUAUUGCAUAAGAAGAUUCCACUUCGGACCUGGCCCUCACUUCUGAAAAAGAAGUCUAUAAGCCAAGAUUUAGGACCUGGAUCCCAUUGCAAAGAAAAUGGACAAGAGCUGCCCCCCAGUCUUCUGGAACCCAGGUCUAGCCCAGAGCCUCAAAGAGGGAAGCAAGAGCCACGAAAUCAGAAACGAGCUCAGGGCCGCGGUGAAGCAGGCAUAGGAACAGGCCCUGGAGCUCAGGCGGGGCCCAGUGCCAAGCGGGCAGUGCACCUCCAGGGAGUUACUGAAGGGGAGGCCUCCAGGGGUACCCCAGGUCCCCGAGGUGAUGGUUCUCCCUCUUCAGCAGAAUCCACAGUUCAGCCUGUUUCAACAGAGCCUGAAGCAUCUAUUGGGGGGCCACAGCAGCAGUCCCUGAUGGCUCAUCAUACUGAAAAGUCUAGUCAAGAGGAAAAUCAGGACCCUUCUCUAGAGAAUACCCUGGAAGGGGAGAAGAUACCCCACCAGAAUGAGUUGGCCUGCCCAGCCCUCCCCCAGGGUAGAGAAGAGGACCAGAACAAGGAGGAGGCAGCGGCAGCAACUUUGGAAACUACAGCUGAGGAGCCAGAGCCCAUGGUGAACCUGACGUUUAUGAAGAAUGACUCCUAUGAGAAGGGUCCGGAUUCAGUGGUUGUGCAUGUGUAUGUAAAGGAGAUCUGCCGCAAGACUUCUCGAGUGCUGUUUCGUGAACAAGACUUCACCCUUGUUUUCCAGACCAGUGAUGUGAACUUUCUGCGGCUGCAUCCAGACUGUGGACCACAUACUAUCUUCCGAUGGCAGGUGAAGCUCAGGAACAUGAUUCAGCCAGAGCAGUGUGUGUAUCACUUCACAUCUUCACGAAUUGACAUCUGCCUCAGGAAACGACAGAGUCAGCGCUGGGGAGGUCUUGAGGCCCCUGCCACACGAGGUGCAGUGGGUGGUGCAAAGGUUGCCAUGCCGACAGGCCCAACCCCCCUGGAUGCAGCCCCACCUGGUGGUUCCCCUCUGGCCAGCCAGGAAGAAGCUCGAGUUGGGGAGAAGGAGAAGGUAAAGGCCCGGACUGAAGAAUCAGGACUGGACAGUGUGGCAGCCCGCACUCCCCCAGAGCACGUGGCCCUGAAGCCAGAGCCUCCCCUCACAUCACCAAAGCCCACCUGCAUGGUCCCCCCCAUGCCUCACAGCCCCAUGAGCAGUGAGAGUGUGGAAGAGGAGGAGGAAGAAGAGAAGAAGGUGUGCUUGCCUGGUUUCACAGGCCUCGUCAACUUGGGCAACACCUGCUUCAUGAAUAGUGUCAUCCAGUCCCUAUCUAAUACCCGAGAGCUUCGAGACUACUUCCAUGAUCGCUCAUUUGAGGCAGAGAUAAACUACAGCAAUCCUCUGGGCACAGGGGGACGACUGGCCAUUGGCUUUGCGGUGUUGUUGCGAGCACUGUGGAAGGGCACCCACCAUGCCUUUCAGCCCUCUAAGCUGAAGGCCAUUGUGGCGAGCAAGGCCAGCCAGUUCACUGGCUAUGCUCAGCAUGAUGCUCAGGAGUUCAUGGCCUUCCUGUUGGAUGGGUUGCAUGAGGACCUGAACCGAAUCCAGAACAAACCCUACACAGAGACUGUAGACUCUGAUGGACGUCCUGAUGAGGUGGUUGCUCAGGAGGCUUGGCAACGGCACAAAAUGAGGAACGACUCAUUCAUUGUGGAUCUGUUCCACGGACAGUACAAGUCAAAGCUUGUGUGCCCUGUGUGUUCCAAGGUCUCCAUCACUUUCGACCCAUUCCUGUACCUGCCUGUCCCUCUGCCUCAGAAGCAGAAAGUACUCACUGUGUACUACUUUGCCAAGGAGCCACAUAAGAAGCCUGUCAAGUUCCUGGUGAGCAUCAGCAAAGAGAACUCCAGUGCUAUGGAGGUGCUUGAUUCCCUGGCCCAAAGUGUUCACGUGAAGCCUGAGAGCCUUCGGCUAGCAGAGGUAAUUAAGAACCGAUUUCACCGUGUGUUCCUGCCAUCACACUCACUGGACACCGUCUCUCCCACUGAUCUGCUCCUUUGCUUUGAAGUGCUAUCCCCAGAGCUGGCCAAGGAGCGGGUGGUAGUCCUUCAAGUGCAGCAGCGCCCUCAGGUGCCCAGCAUCCCCAUUGCCAAGUGUGCUGCCUGCCAGAAGAAACAGCAGUCUGAGGACGAGAAAUUGAAGCGUUGUACCCGCUGUUACCGUGUUGGCUACUGCAACCAGGUUUGUCAGAAAACUCAUUGGCCAGAUCACAAAGGCCUGUGCCGCCCAGAAAAUAUUGGCUUCCCCUUCUUCAUCAGUGUCCCUGAGUCCCGCCUCACCUAUGCUCGCCUUGCCCAGCUACUGGAGGGCUAUGCUCGGUACUCAGUAAGCGUGUUCCAGCCACCCUUCCAGUUAGGUCGUGUAUCCCCAGAACAGAGCCCCCAGGUGCCAAGCAGCUCUACACCUCCUGUGCCCAGCACUUUGGAGGCUGGGGGUGGGGACCAGGACUUAAGACCUUCACCAGAAUCCCAAGUGUCCCCUACAGUGGCUGAGCUUGGUGACACAGGUGCCUCAAGGAACCGGGCACUCCCUGAUCGGGGUUCUGUGCCCAAUCUUGACACAGGCCUCUCAGAAUCUACAGUCAACAUGCCCAGUGAGGGGGGAUUUUCUAAGGAAUGUGCUGGGGAGAGGUUGCUCAGGCCUGAAGCUGCUGUCCCAGGCUACCAGCACCCAGCUGAGGUCCUGAGUGCCCAUCCACCUCCAUUUUUUAUCAACAAAAUUGAUGCCACCAACAAGGAACAAAAGCUGGAAGACAAAGGUGAAGCCCCCCUGGAGCUGGGUGAUGACUGCAGCCUGGCCUUGGUGUGGAAGAACAAUGAACGGUUGAAGGAGUUUGUGCUCGUUGGCUCCAAAGAGCUUGAGUGUGUGGAAGACCCUGGCUCGGCCAGUGAGGCAGCCAGGGCUGGCCACUUUACUCUGGAGCAGUGUCUCAAUCUCUUCACCAAGCCUGAGGUUCUAGCCCCAGAAGAAGCCUGCAAGUGUUUUGAGGGAAGGAGCUUUCUCUGGGCUGGACUGCCCAAGGAGCCACACACCUUCCACCCGUCCUUUCAUGAGUGCGUCCAGAGCCGCAGAUUGGCAGGGCGUCCUGAGGGACACCUGACCUGCUACAGACAGCCUU